Molecule: messenger RNA, 1658 nt
Organism: Pneumocystis murina B123
Lineage: Eukaryota; Fungi; Ascomycota; Pneumocystomycetes; Pneumocystales; Pneumocystaceae
Exons: 6
Coding region: 1-1575 (524 amino acids)
Biological process (GO): chromosome segregation; protein phosphorylation
Cellular component (GO): centrosome; nucleus; cytoplasm
Molecular function (GO): protein kinase activity; ATP binding
Source: RefSeq, a predicted model, not a curated record
AUGGAGAGCUCAGAAGGGGUCAAUGACUUGGAUUAUGACCUGCUUGAGGUUAUUGGGCAUGGAUCUUUUGGUUUAAUUCGUAAGGUUAGAAGAAGAUCAGAUGGAAUGGUUUUUGCACGAAAGGAGAUCCACUAUAAGAAGAUGGAAGAGAGAGAACGGAAGCAGUUAGCUUCAGAAGUGCAUAUUCUUUCGAAUCUACGACAUCCACAUAUUGUACGAUAUUUUGGAAGAAGUAUUGAUCGUGCAAAUCAUACGAUCCAUUUAUAUAUGGAAUUUUGCGGGAAUGGAGAUUUGGGAAGCCUUAUUAAAGAAUGUCAACAAGAAAAUUCAAUAAUACCUGAGAAUAUUUUAUGGAGUAUUUUUGUUCAGUUGACAUUGGCUUUAUAUCGAUGUCAUUUUGGGAUGGAUGCACCAUCGUCGGAUAUUUUAGUUUCGUCUCCUCCAUCACCGCCAUCAUCAGUUGUUGUACUUCAUCGUGAUAUUAAACCGGAUAAUAUUUUUCGUGAUGGUGAAAUUUAUGUUAAAUUGGGUGAUUUUGGACUUUCAAGGAUUUUAGAUGAUCCAUCUAGAACUUUUGCGCAAACAUAUGUUGGAACUCCUUACUAUAUGUCUCCAGAAAUUAUUAAUCAUGAACCAUAUACUGCAAAAUCUGAUAUUUGGGCACUUGGAUGCACAAUGUAUGAAAUGUGUACGAAAUUGCCGCCUUUUAGAGCAAUGACUCAACCUGAAUUAAAUCACAAGAUACGAAGAGGAAUAUUUCCUCCAAUUCCUGGCUUAUAUUCUAUGACUCUUAGAGAUACAAUAAGAUGGUGUCUUGCUGUUGAUCCAAAAAGAAGGCCAAUGGCUUCUGAUUUAUUAAUGAUUGAUAUGUUUCGGGCAUACCGUAAAGAAUUGGAAAUUUUAGAACUUCGUAGAGAAUUGAAGGUUAGAGAAAAUAACUUGUUAAAGAGAGAAGCAAGUGUUUUGGCGAAAGAAGAAGAGCUUAAAAAUAAGGAAAGAAUAUUAUAUGAAAAAGAAAUAAAUCUAGGAAAGGCUAUACAGGCCCAUGUUUGUCGAUCACAGACGGAAAUUGAUCGACUUUAUUCUAAAACACAAGAAUUGGGACAUUCUGGAGAACGAACUACGGGUAGACCAUCUACAGUAUUGUCCACACAUACAAUUGCAUCUCUUCAUUGCUCAUCUUCUGUUAAAGAUAAACGUCAUGUAACUAUUGAUAAUAAUUUAUCUAAAUUAUCACCGACUCAUUUUUCUCCGGGAGAAAGAAGACAAAUAACAAUAUCGAGUAUACCUAUUCGUCAGCCACUGCAGGAAAACACGUCAAAGUUAUCCAAUACUACUUCAAAUAAAACUCCUGUUACUCCUAAUCGAUUAAGAGUUUCUCCAAGUCACAGGAAAACUCUUGAUUCCCCACUUCAUAGUCAAGGGCUAUUAAGAGCUGAAAUAAAUACUGAAACUAUUGGAAAUCUUCGAAAUCCACGACCAACUGUCAUGGAAAUGUGGAAAAAAAAUGUUUGGGAAGAUGGAGAUGAGCUCCCAAGUCCCUUUUUACGAAAGAAUGUCACUAUAUCCAAUUGAUGAUAAAAAUAUUAUAUGAAAUUUUAAUUAAUUCAUUAUUGUAAUUUAAUAGAGUUUCCCUGCUUCCUUGGUUAUGUUCAAGU